CGUUCUUUUACACCAGUUUGUUUUCUUUUCCACUUCCAUGUUUCUGCGUUAAUUUUUUGUCUUAACUUUCACUUUGUUGUGAAUCCGCCGUGUGUGCACAGUCGACUUGAUUGUGGAAUUUAAUCAAACAAGGUCAACGGAAAAGAAGUCCAAAAACAAAACGUACGCGUCAAGAAUAUUAGAGUUCUUACCAAUUUCGUAGCAGAUAGCCCAUAAAACAUCUAUACAAAGUGUAUGUAUGUAGCUGAGGGCACCAAGCAAAUCACUACUUUUCGUUGAACAAUUGGUUGUGUGCGUUAAAUGUGUUUGUUGUUGCACAAGCUCCAAUUUUAUAACGUAGGAGCACCGAAUACGGCACGACAAGUGGCGGUGGUGGUACGACAACAGCCACAAAGAAUCAAACAGUUUGUUUAUUGCAUGAAGGCAACAGGUGAUUGUGGAACUGUAAUUCGACGAAAUGACCUCACGAUAUGAGCGCAUCAAAGCUGAUUGUGUGGCACGCAAAGUUCUGUGGGAGGAUCCGGACUUCGCAGCCGUGCAAUCAUCGGUUUUCUACUAUCAAACGCCACCGUUCACAUUCCAGUGGCGCCGCAUAGCCGACAUCGCUGAAGCACAACAGGCGUGUUUUGUGAAUGAAGCUGAAAAUUUCGACGUAAUUCCUGGCAAAAUGGGCGACCGUUGGCUGGUAUCGUGCCUGGGAGUGCUGCAUUCGCUGCGCAAUCUGUUCUAUCGCGUUGUGCCCGCAGAUCAAAGUCUUGACAAAGCGCACGGUGUAUUUCGUUUUCGUUUGUGGUGGUGUGGUGAGUGGGUGGAGGUGCUCGUUGACGAUCGCCUGCCCACCAUCAAUGGCCGCUUAGCGUUUCUACAGCCACAAACUUCGCAUUGCUAUUGGGCGUCACUGCUGGAGAAGGCGAUAGCGAAGUUGCACGGCUCGUACGAAGCACUGAAGUAUGGCACGCGUUCGGAUGGGCUCAGUGAUCUCCUUGGCGGUGUGGUCGAGUGUAUACCGUUGAAAACAGGCACUAGUGCUACAGAUCUGCUGCGGCCGCAACAAUUGAAAUCACAUCUGGAUACCACCUGCAUAGUUACUUGCAUUGUAGCAGCUGUUGGUGCGGCUAGUGGCCAACACAAAAACGUGCCUGAACGGCUGGCGAAUGGUGUCGCGUUCAAUGUCAACUACAGACUUUCUUCGCUGGACAAAGUGGAAACGCUGUUGGGUGACGCAGUGCAGCUAGUGCGUUUAAAAGAUCCAUUGUCGUGUAAUGUUUUUGAUAACAAUGCCGUAUUUGAAGGCGACUGGUCAGCUUUGUCAGCGUCUUGGGAACGCGUUUCGGUGCAAGAACGAGACCGCUUAUUUGGUCAAUUGGACGUCGGCGAGUUCUGGAUGUCCUUCCUUGAAUUCACACAAACGUUCACCAGCCUCGAAUGCAUCUAUUUGGACGCUGAUACAGCCAAAGAUGAGCUGACAUUACAAGAUCGACCAAAGCGUUGGCAAAUGAAAAUGUUCCAAGGCCAAUGGAAGCGUGGCGUCACAGCUGGUGGCUGCCGAAAUCACGAAUCUUUUCACAUAAAUCCACAGCUGCUGUUGAACAUACAAGAGAAGCAAGAAGUUGUGGUGGCAUUAAAUCAACACACAGCCGUAGAGCCCAAGGUUAUAGGCUUCUCAAUGUACAAACUAAGUGGCUUAGCGAAUGGCGGAAAGGGAAAGUUCAGCGAAUGCCUGCCAAAGGAAUUCUUCAAAACGCAGGUGAGCUUCCUCAAUUCCGAUUACGGCAAUACACGGCAUGUCAGCUAUCGCUGUCAGCUGGAAGUUGGUCAAUAUGUGCUCAUGCCAACCACAUACGAGCCGGGCGAAGAGACUAGCUUUACUGUGCGUUUUCUGGGUACUGCAGCCUUGCGUCUAUCGCUGCUCGAAACACAAACUAUGAUGCUACUGGACCCUUUCCCAGCACUAAAAACUGAAGUUGAAACCACUAAGAACAAAAGUGUAUGCCAAUAUGAGCCGGUGUUUAUGCAAUUGGCAGAUGAGAAUAAAACAAUUAACUGUUUUGAGCUGCACGAACUGCUGGAGGCAUGUUUGCCCAACGAUUACAUCAAAGGUUGUGCCAACAUCGAUAUAUGCCGCCAGGUGAUCGCACUACAAGACAAAACUGGCACCGGCCGUAUUAACUUCCUGCAAUUCAAAACGUUUAUGGUGAAUUUGAAAUCAUGGCAAGGCGUAUUUAAAAUCUACACAAAAGAAAAGGCGGGCGUUCUGCGUGCCGAGCGCUUGCGUGACGCGCUCUACGAUGUGGGGUUCCAGUUGAGCACGGAGAUAAUGAAUUGUCUAAUGCAACGCUACAUACGCAAGGAUGGCACCUUGCGGCUGAGUGAUUUUGCGUCAGCGGUGCUGCAUCUGACUGCCGCAUUCGACUACUUUCAACGCAAGGAUCACAAUCAGGACAAUGUAAUCGAAAUUGAAAUGUCGGAUUGGAUCAAGUGUGUGCUGCGUUGCUAACCGAUAAGUGAAAAGUAAAAUUCGACGUUAUUAUUUUAUAUUUAAAUAACUUCUAUGCAGAAUUCCCCAACCACUUUUUGAGCAUAGUUCAAUUUUUAAGUGCAAUUCUUACGUACCUUAGGUCAACAAAAUUAUAGUUACUGUUUAAUGUAUUUACUUUUAAAAUUCGAAACCAAAUCAACAUUUGGAAGAUGAUGAAGCGCGGGCGUUGAAGCUUAAAAAACAAUAGGUCUGUUCAUGAA
This is a messenger RNA of Anastrepha obliqua, 2739 nucleotides long. It is a transcript of the gene CalpC, whose product is annotated as calpain-C. Gene Ontology annotation, molecular function: calcium-dependent cysteine-type endopeptidase activity; calcium ion binding. The record is from RefSeq and is a predicted model, not a curated record. Gene Ontology annotation, cellular component: cytoplasm. The coding region runs from base 458 to 2497 and encodes 679 amino acids. The transcript has 2 exons. Lineage: Eukaryota; Metazoa; Arthropoda; Insecta; Diptera; Tephritidae. Gene Ontology annotation, biological process: proteolysis.